Messenger RNA from Bacillus rossius redtenbacheri, 27826 nucleotides. RefSeq names its product F-actin-uncapping protein LRRC16A (gene LRR). The coding region runs from base 2470 to 6516 and encodes 1348 amino acids. Gene Ontology annotation, cellular component: plasma membrane; lamellipodium. The record is from RefSeq and is a predicted model, not a curated record. The transcript is spliced from 35 exons. Gene Ontology annotation, molecular function: protein binding. NCBI's taxonomy places the organism in Eukaryota, Metazoa, Arthropoda, Insecta, Phasmatodea, Bacillidae. Gene Ontology annotation, biological process: cell migration; regulation of Arp2/3 complex-mediated actin nucleation.
AAAAUAAGUUUACAUAUCACCAGAUUUAUCUUCUAGCAGUGGUACUAUGUAGAAAUUUGGAAUCACUAUUUUUUGGGAUAAUAAAAGAACAACUUAGUGCUCAAAAAACACAAUUUUUCAAUUUUUUUUAUUUUUCUAUUAAAACACUGUCCCUAUAAGAAAUUACUUAUUUAAUUUUACAAACAAAUGAAAUCUACUGAAAAAAAAAACACAGAGAUCUAGAUAGCAGCAAAUUUCCUGACCAUCAUAUAAACAUUGACAGGAACGAUACAAAAGUUACUAAGUUAAACCAUCAGAAAAUCGGUUAAAGAAUUCAAUCAGUUGUAGUAAUUGUCCCAUUUCAUGACAUAGGGGUACAUAAUAGUUAAAUGCAAGCACAAAUGAGACAAUAUUUGUGUGUGUGGUUAUAUAUAUAUAUAAUAACCACAAGUUUUAUAUAUAUAACCACAAAUGAGACAACAUAUGUGUGUGUGGUUAUAUAUAAGCAUAUAUAUAUAAGCAUAUAUUAAAAAGCAAGUAAUAAUCCUGAUCCUGGUUUGCUGGGAGUGACCACUCUCUCAGAAGAUGAGUGCAGUUGGGCAAUGAAAUAGCAAGUGUUUGGAAAUAGCUGUCAGGUGUAUGCAUUCUAGUCAAUGCUUGGUGUUAAAUUAAGGGUUUGCAAUUCUGUGUGAAAACUAUUGUCCGAAGAGUGAAAAAUUUAGAAAUUUUAUUUAAGUAAUACUAAGCAUAACCAAGAAUCAACUAAUUUGCUAGAUAAUAAAUUUGAUAACUGUACUCUCCUGCAUUUAAAAUAAAGUUGCAAUUGUUUCAAUAAGCUUCAAAUAAUAUAUAUGUAUCUAAUAAGGUGAAACAUUUCUUUAUUCCAAGCAUAGCUAUAACCAAAAUAAAUGAAAGUAUAUGUUUAAACUAUGGCAUAAUUUUAAUUAAAAUGAAAUAGGUGUGUUUCACAAUUAUUUAAAUUGACUACUUCAUGAAAUGGAAAGGAGGUAAGUGCGAUUUCAUCAAGGUAAAAUAUAUCCUCUAACAGGAAUUAUAAAUUCAAAUUGGUACUUAAUCUAUACUUUAAAAAUUUAUAAAGGCUUCACAUAACUACUUUAUAAAAUAUAAUUCUUAAAUGGUUUUUUGGUGAAUGAAAUAUUUUAUUUGCCUGACAUUUUUUUGUGUGUUUUUUCUUUUGCAAAUGUUUGAAUUUAAUUACGUACUUUUUCAAAAUGGUGCAAUAUCAGCAAUACCCUAUAAUAGAACGAUAAAUGCUGCAGGUUAUUAGCUAGUUUAGCAUAAAAGUAAUUACUUUCGAAACAUAUAGCAACUCAAUAAAAUAUUACAUUAAUACUGCAACAUAAUAAAUAUGUAUGUUCAAAUAAUACAAUUACAGUCAAACUUUCCUGAAUAGAAGCUGCCACUGACAAACUUGUCUGCGCCUCCUUCGAUGUGUGAGAGUCCCAACGUGGGGUCGAUCCUGGACUGGUGUCGUCAACUUGAUGUUGCAGAACAUUCUUCAAUAUCGCCACACACUCAUAGGCGGAGCACCACCAAAUAUAGUGGCUAACAGCUACUGUAACUGCUGUCUAGUUUACAUGUUGCAAUUCAAGUCUUCUGUCUUCAAACACAAUAAAAUUGUCUUCCACAUACACAACGUGGCAUAUUAUAAUUCAAAUAUUAGUCUUCUCUAUAAACAAGAUUAUAUUAUCUUCUUCAGUAUUCACAUUUGAGUAACUGAUGUAUAAUUUAGUUCUGUUGUCUUCUGAUUAUGUAACGUACAAAUUAACUAGCACUUCCUUUUGUAGAAACAUAUAAUUUUGCUGCUCCAAUAAAGAACAUCCUUAUCCCAUGAAGGCUGGAUAAGCUCUCUCAUAAAAAUAUGUUCCAAACUUAUGCUAACACUAGAGAAUGGGUUUGAUGAAAUGCAAUACUUUUUUGACAUAAAAAACAAUUUUUCAUUACAACAGUGUUGCUUAGGACAUUAAAGACAAAGAAUAAUAGUCUGUAGAGGUGGUGUUACUUAUUAAAUAAUAGUAUCAUUACAGCUGUAAGCACCCUUUCAGAGUAUACAACAAAUUAUCAUACAAUCACUAUAAAAAUAUAUAUUUUUUAAAUUUUAGCUUUAUAAAUUUUUCAAGUUUUAAACUUGAUUUUUUUUAUAAAAAAUUUUUAGUAUUUAAUAAAUGAAAUGGGGUGGAUUGCUUAUGAACAAUUCAUGCCAUUGUGAGUGUUAAUCUUGUUGAGUGAUUGGUGCAGUUAACAGUAUUGGCCAGCCUGCACAAUGCUGCUCUUACCUAGCCUAGUUGUACUAGGCAGUGUCUCUUGGUUCCUCUCCUCCCUCUUCCCCGGUCGUGUCAGGAGCUCUGCUUCCCAUUGAGCCUGGCGUGAUAAGCAGCGCACAGAGAUAAGCAUGUCAGGGGCGUGCCUCUGGAGCGCUUCUUAAAACAGCCACUUAUCAGUUGGUGGCAGUCGGCGGCGAGGGCGGGCAUGGAGGGCCGGUCGGACUUCUCCUGUCAGUUGGACCUCUGCCACGCGUGUGGCUCUCCCCAGCAGUUGCGACAACUGUUCCAAAGCGUGAAGGCUCUACUCGGCAAGCAUGUCAAGAUCCUGCACAAGAACGUCGUCAAGCUGGAGACGAAGGGCGACAAGACGGAGAACAGAGUCCUGGUGUUCUCGCCGUGCCGACUGUUCCUGCUCACAGCCAAAGUGCCAACAAGGAUUGACUCCCACUUCCAUUACUUGGAAAUUCAAGCGAUUGAGAGCAAAAAACCAAACCAGUUGGUCCUGACGGUCGGGGACAAGCUGUACUCCUUCCUCACGCCCGAGGACUCUGGCAGCCAGGAGGUGGACGCCAUGGUGACUGCCCUCGCCCUCGCGAUACGCAACAUCUUCCCCGCCGUCCCCCUCACGCACGUCAUCAGGAAGGUGGAGGUGCUGCCGCCGUGCAGGGUCCAGCAAGUGCUGGGUGCGGAGCCAGGGCUGGACAAGCGUGCCACGGGGCCCUGCGGGGGCUUCUCCACGCAGUACGCCUGCAUGUGCGACUACCACGGCAUGCCUUACCGCGAGGAGGUGUCCUGGGAUGUGGAUACAAUAUAUUUGUCGCAUGACACAAGAGACCUUUGCCUUCGAGACUUUGAUCAUCUGGACCCAAAGGACUUGGUGCCGAUAAUCAGUGCGCUGGAGUACAACACUUGGUUCACGAAGCUGCGUGCGGGUGGCAUGAAGCUGAGUCACGAGGCCUUGGAGCGCGUCCUGCACGUCAUGAGGAAGUCGCUCAGUAUCGAAGAGCUAUACCUGGACAACAUCGGGGUUAAGUGGGACUUUGCCCACAAGCUCUCUCUGUCGCUGAUAUCCAACGCAAAUACUCCGCUGCAUACGCUAGACUUGUCGGGCAACACUAUAGAGGACAAGGGUGCAUCUAGUUUGUGUGGAAUUAUUGCCAAAAUUAUGCAAGGGGCGAGCCACCUGAGCGGGCCGCUGGCGCGGGGGCCCAAGGGCCUGGUGCGCCUCGACCUGUCCCACUGCGGCCUCACGGCGAAGGGCGUCAACCAGCUGGCCCACGCGCUCUCCCUCAACAAGUUCCUGCCCAGCUCGCUCACCCACCUCCACCUGAGGGGCAACAACCUGCGCGACGACACCAACAACCUGUGUAAUUUUCUGGCACAGCCAAACACCAUCACACAUCUUGACAUCUCUGCAACAGAUAUUGCUCUUGAAACUAUAUUCGGGGCGCUGCUGCGGGGGUGUGCCACCAACCUGGUGCACCUGAACGUGUCGCGCAAUGCCUUCAGCGCCAAGAAGACCAAGGAGGUGCCGCCGUCCUUCAAGCAGUUCUUCACCAGCACGCUCAGCCUCAAGCAGCUCGUCAUGUCGCACUGCAAGCUGCCCCUGGAGGCUCUCAAGAACCUGCUGCUAGGGCUGGCGUGCAACGAGUCUACCACGGACAUGGAGCUGGACAUGAGCUGCAACAACCUGGGUGCACAGGGCGCGCACGUCCUGGAGUCCUGCAUCCACGGCAUCCGCUGCAUCGGCAGCCUCGACAUUAGCGAGAACAAUAUGGACGUGGAGCUGGCGCCAGUGGUCACCGCCAUCAGCAAGAACAAGUCCAUCAAGCACCUGAACAUGGGUCGCAACCUCAACAACAUGAAGGCCAAGCAUGUGGCCUCCAUCAUGGACGCCCUGGUUCAGAUGAUACAGGAGGAGGACUGUGUUCUGCAGACACUUGCCAUCCCCGACUCCAGGCUCAAGAGCGACCUCUACAACCUCAUCAAUGCUCUGGGCAGCAACCAGUGUCUGCAGACCAUCGACAUCAGUGGCAACAUGAUGGGGGAUGCGGGAGCUCGGUUGCUGGCAAAGGCACUGCAAAUCAACUCACGUCUGCGUACUAUCAUCUACGAUCGCAAUAAUGUCACCGUGCAGGGGUUCAGUGAUCUUGCGUAUGCUCUGGAGAGCAACUACACGGUGCGCUACAUGCCGUUCCCAGUCCAUGACGUGGUGCCGUGCAUGAAGACAUCUUCGGAGCGCACCGACACAGUCAUGCGCAAAAUACAGGAUCUGCUGCACAGGAACGUCACACCUAAGAAGUACAGCCAAGGCCAGGCGUUCAGGCUGCAGCAGGGCUUCCUGCUCAGCUCCACGCAGCAGAUGGUGGACCGCCUGGUGGUGCAGACCCAGGACAUGAUCCGCAGCCUCGCGCAGGAGUCCACAGACAACAACAACCAGAUCAACCUGGCCACCGGCCUCAUACAGGAUGCUGACAACUCCAAGCAGCUGCUGCCGAGGCUGCAGGAGGUGGCUCAGCGGCGUGAGGAGAGUGGCAACCCCAUCGAAGUGAAGCUGCGGCAGAUGUCCGACGAACUGCAUGCCGUAGUAGUUGCCUACCUGCAGGGCACCCUGGAGAGCAUGAUGAAGUGCGCCGAGGACCAGUGCCCUCACGUGCUGUCGGGCGACCGCAUCCAACAGGAAAUCCGCUCCACCUGCACGGACAAGAACUGCCUCCAGCCGGAGUUCGUGCGUGCCUGCAUCCUGGAGCAGGCCGGCACCGACAUCAUGAACAGGGUCAAUGAGCUGAACCUGGCUGUCGCAGCCCACAUGUCGGAUCGCAUUACCGAUGAAGUCAUAGAGUCUUUAACCAGGAGCUAUAAGUCCUUGGUUGGAGACGUGAAUAAGCAAAGAUCUUCCACUCCGGACGUUCUCCGUACUCGUUCUCGUGUAAGCUCGGACUCCUCUCGCAACGACCCCAGUGACUCAUACUCGAUGGCGGAUACCUUGAGCCAACAGUCAGAUCAGUCCCCAAUGAAACUGGAGUAUUUGAACCUCGCCACCCCGCACCUAUCCACGAAGAGAAAGAGUCUGCAUGGUCGUAAGUUAAGGCCAAAGUCUGUUGUCGACACAAUAGAUGGUCUGUCUGCCGAUGACAUCCCAGACCUUUUGCCCACAUUGCCUCAGACCACAGAAGACUGCCUGGCGGAGUCGCUGGACUGCGUGUCGGAGCUGCCGGCCGUGGGCCAGCUGCAGCACCUGGUGAAGGGCCGGCCGCGGCGGGCCAAGACGCGAGCGCCCUCGCGCCCCAUGCUGCGCCCCGCCGAGGUGGCGGGCCUGCAGGACCUGGGCGAGGGCCUGGACACCUUCUUCCGGCCGGGCUCCGCCACCCCCACCCCCCUCGUGUCCCCCACCUCCGACGACAGUUCGUUUCCCUCGGAAGGAAGUCCAAACCACCAAUCAGCAGACAAGGAGAUCUUGUCAGCUGAGAGGAAGAUUUCCAGUUGCUCACCGUGCCCGGCCGUGAAGGGCUUGGGGAGUCUCCUGGAGCCCGCGCCCCGGUCCGUGUCCUCGGACAGCCUGGAGAAGUGCUCGCCCCUGGUUGGUCGGCGGGCGGGGAGCGAGUCCCCCCUCACCGCAUCCCCCCUGGCACGAAGACUGACGACACACGACCUGCCCGACACGGGAUCUCGAGAUGAUAGUAGCGGGUCAGAAAGUUCUCACCUGUCGGAGAUCAAGUCAAAGCGGUCCACCAAUCCUCUCAGGCAGGACUGUGGCCGUUCGCCCACCAAUGGCUUGCCGAAGAGUGGAGAAGUCCCUAAGUCUCCAGUGCUCAAGUCAUUGCCUGCUCGACCAGACUCUGCAGGGAGCAAGAUGCUGGCCAGCAAGGUGAAGCCCCCCCCACCCAUUGCACCGAAGCCUCGUCCGUGGUCUAUGGUCGGCGACAGGAAGUCAGGAGAAUUCUCUCUGCCGAGCGACGGCUCCAGCUCCAACACGUCGGCAGCCAACACUCCGGACUCUGGAGAUGCUCUGGAUGAGUCCACAGACUCCGGAGUUGCCAGCAUGGGCUCUGCUUCAGGAGAGAAGAGAUCAGUACGGGAGAUGGCUGCCAACCUGAACAAGCAUGGGCCAAGCGAGACUGAUAGCAGGAACAGCUCAGAUUGCAGGAGCUCGGUGCGGGCCGCCGGCUGGAAACCAGGAGUGCGAGCCACGCAGCCGUUCUUUAAGGAGGUGCGGGUGACCUGGGAUGAAGAGGACUCUGUCGACGUGUGACGGCAGCCGGACCGCUGGCGUUUCACUGCACCGUAGUCGCAGCUUCUUAGCGUGCACCGAACAGCUCGUCCACUCUUCUCUCGGAAACUUGCACGAGUCUGUCCCCUCGGGCCUCGUUUCGGCCGUUAUUAACGCUGUGUUUACUUAGCGAUCAGUUUGUUAUGAGAACUAUUUGCCGGUCAAGUUGUUGCGUAGUGAUCAUCUAGUUAGCAAUCAAAAAUUGGAAAUGUUGAUGAUGGAAACUCAUUUGUUUUUUGUGCCCACAAUAGGAGGGUGGAUGUAUCUACCAAUAGUUUUUACUGUUGUUGAUUGUGUUUGUUUAGAAUAAAUGGUGCUUCGUAAUAGCUGGCAAGUGGAUUGAAAGGGAAUUUCCCUUUGUGCAUUUGUUUUUUACUUUGUUGUUAUAUGUUGUUCUUAUGGUACUGACAUCUGUUAAGACUGCAGAAAUACUUUUAUAUGUUUGUUAAAUAACCAAAUUAAUGCUUUCAUGAGGGAAAGUUUUAAAUUGGAAAUAACAUUUGAAAAGUUAAUCUUUUGAGGAACAAACAGUGUUGUUAAAAGUACUCGGAAAAAGUAAUUGGGCUCAAUUACAAUUACUGUGGCGAUAAUGUAACUAAUUACAAGUAAAAAUUACUUUAUAUAGAAGUAAUCAGUAAAAUUACAAUUACAAUUACAAUUACUUUCCGCUACCAUUUUAAAACUGACCUAUGAUUCAAUUUUUUUACACUUUGUUACAUUUAUAAACAUACAUACAUAUAUGUUUUGUUAAAAAAAAUGAUUUCAUGUAAUAAUUAAAUUUAUUAUCUUUAAUUAAAUUAAUAAUAUUUGAGUACAAACUUGCUUGAAUAACAUCAAAAGACUUCAUACAAGUAGCUACCUGUAAUAAAAGUAACACUCUUUAAAUUUUGGAAUUGACCUUACGAAACAAUUGUAUUUUAAAGUUCUCAUCAGAUAGAUUCCCUCUCUUGAUGGCAAAAACAUCUUUACCAACACUGAAAAAGACGCUCAACGGGAGAACUUGACGGCAGCGAUGUGUUAAAUUUUAAGAAUGCAGAUUUUAGGAUAGGGUAAUGCUGGAGACACUGCAAGUCACUGUGUAUCUUCAUUUUUGAUCAUAGAUGUUGUGCAUACGAUCGUAGCACUACAAGCGUAAAAUUAUAAGCUUUACUAAUACAAAAGUGUAUGAUCUUCUUGUUCUUAAUUGGAUUCAUUAUACGUUCCGAGAAUAAAAGUAACGGCAAGUAAAUAUAAAGUAUCGAUUACCUUAAUGUAUCGAUUACAAUUAAUGUUAUGUAUUCAGAUUACAAGUACGAAUUACAUUUUUUAAAUGUAAUUCGUUACAAGUAUAAAUUACUUGAAAAGUAAUCGUUACAAGUAAUCCGAUUACAUGUAAUUCGUUACUUAACAACACUGGGAACAAAUUACUCAAGAUUCAUAAUAGAAAUGUCUAAAAAGAUGUGAUCAUUUCUCCUAAGAUGCAUUGAAGUACUCUUAUUUUCAGAUUAGUUCUUAAAUCAUUUGCUAAAGUAGAAAAAUAAACUUCAAGAAGACAUACUCAUAUUAACUUGUUGUCUAGUCUUCAGGCCCCUUGGAGGGCAUGCCACUUGAGUGUAGUGUAUGUUACCAUAGAUGAAAACUCACCAAGUCGAGUGUGCUGAGGACGUGACAGAUCAUGCUGAAUAUUUAUAGUCAUAUUAGGUUUGGUGGAGUUAAAUGCUGCUAGUUUGCAACAUCUAGAAGUUAGCAAUUAAUUAAAUUUGUUUAGAGAUUGAUUAUGGCUCUAAUGUUUCACAGUUAUAUUAUUUUUCAUUUAAAUUAGUAAAAUUGAUUAUAUGUAAAGAAAAUGCAUACAAGGGACUACAGAGUUGAAAGUUUGCAGUCUUUACAUUUUAUUCAUGACCAAAGACUUUUGAUUAAGUAAUUCAUUUCAUGUUCAUUCCUCAUUUUCAUAUGUUCUGAACAGUUUCUGUGACUGAUUUUUUUUUUUUAUGUUUUGUACUUGCUCACGUUUACUAUAGAAUUUUCCUAGCACAGAAAAUUAAAAAAAAGGUUUUUUUUUGUGGUUUUCAUUAUCACCCGCAAUGUACAUUAAAACAAAAAAGCACUACAUAUCUCAUGUAUAUCAUUAAAACACAUUUCAUUUGAGUUGAAAUUGGUAAGCACUACUAUAUAGAUGGUCAAAUUUAAAAAAUUUCAGAAUAAUGGUCCUUUAAUGUGUUAUUCUUUUUAAUUAGUCUUUAUCUUCUCUCAGGCCUGUAUAUAUAUCUUCUGAAAAAAAACUUGCAUAUGUAUUUUAUGAGAUUUAAACUCUCCCUCGUGGUAGCUAAUUACUAGAGACAUGCAUAUUUCGCGAUUGCGAUAAAACGAAUUUUUACGCGAAUUUGAGUACAUUUUUAAGAAUAACGCGAAUUUCUCACAUUUUGGAUAAUAACGCGAAAUCCUUGAAUUUUCGGCGAACAGUCAGAACAUUUUCCUCAUUCGAACACGGCAAUUCAAUUUGUAAAUACAGUAACAAACGUGAAACAACAAAAAACCAAAGAUAACUACCCACACAGUGUAUUUUAUAACAUGAAAAGUUGCUUUUAUUUCUAAACAUGUAACAAUUUAAGCCUAGGCGUGUAAAAGUCCGAGUAAUUACAGCAGGAGACAAUCUAAAAUGUACUAGGGAAAAACGUAAACUCACGAAUAUAGAAACGUAACGGAAAUGUCGGAAAUAUUACGUGGCUGAUCGUAACAUUGUAAGUGCUGAUACUGUAUUUAUGUCACAACUUAGCCGAAAUACUGGUACGAGACAUGAACUUCACAAGAUAAAAUGAGUGGAAUCUUGGUAACUGUUUUAUACGUAUUAUAUAAUUUCGGAAGUAUUAUACUGUUGACGCAUAUUUUUUAAACUAACCAUUUAUUUGUGGGGAUCGUAAAUUAUUAAUUAUUGGUAUCAAGACAUCAAGAUGAACGUAAACUUGAACAUGUCACGGCAGCGAGUAAGCGGGUGCGUAUACCAAUAAACUGGUAUUAGAACUGGACAAAACUGGUACACGGGAGGUGGAGCUUAUAUUUUUUUCCGCUAGGCUCGCUUCUAUUGGCUGGCUGCUGAUGGAAGGUCACGAGUCUGGGCGGAGCAUUGAAUGAGUUAUACUGCGCAUGCGCAGCUCAGAGAACAGACGCCGCACUGGGCCGCACUGUAACAACAGAUGAUCGAGUACAAUGACCUUUCUCCGCGCAAGGCGCGCAAUUGACGGUAAAUUUUCAUCAAUUUGCGCCCCUUUUUUAUUUAUUUUUACUGUGUAAUGUAGCCCGUUCUGAACGCGGCAGGAUGCGACUGUAUUUUAAUUAACUUUAACGUAUUUCUUACUUUUCCCUUUAUUUACACUUUCCCGCUUUUUACACUUUUUUACUUUGUCCCCAUGAAAAGUGCAAAUAAGGGGUUUUGCUGUAUUUUGAUAUUCGGCUCGCCUGGACAGUCGAUUAUCACGGUGUUUACAGCAGGUUGUUUCUCGAAGCGUUGUUCUCUUAUAUAGUCUUUAGCGUUGUUUGUCCAUUGCGUCCAUUUUUAUUAACCAAAUACCAAAUUUAAAAUGCAAACACGGUGACGAUUCGUAACAUUCUGUUGUGCGCAAGUUAAAGUUUAACGGGUCGAAUUUUGUUACAGAUAGUUUUCAACGUCUGUGAAAUAAAUUAAAGGUGUACAAUUUAAAGGUCGGCUAAAACAUUAGGCCUAUUAAAAUGCCUAAAGUGCCGGUAACUGCAAAACAGCGAGCCUCUGAAUUUUCUCAACACGGACUUUAUGCUAGUGAUUCAACCACACUUUUUUGUCGUCACUGUAAUGUCACCGUCUCUUGGGAUAGGAAAGACUCAUGUGAAAAACAUGUAGGCAGUGAAAAACACAAGAAGCGUCUCUCUUCAUUGCAAGGCUCAUCUAGUGCGUCUGAACGCCAGUCGUCAAUAUCUUCAGCGUUUCAGACAGCAAAAAAUAAUGUCCAAAAAGACAAAAAGUUGGAAUUUAUAAAGGAAACAGCAGAGACCUUUAUAAAGGCAAAUAUACCCCUUGAAAAGCUUGAUGAUCCUAAUAUCAGGGCAUGGCUGAACAAAUACAUCGAAGGUGCUGGAGACAUGCCACUUGCGAGAACAGUCCGUGAGAAAUAUGUAGGGGACAUAGCCAAAUGCAGAAUUGAAGAUGCCAAAACUGCAUUAAAGGACAAAAAAAUUGACAUACUGUGCGACGAAACAACAGAUAAAAUGGGUAGGUGUGUAUUUGUUGUUUUAUUUAGAAUUCUGAAUCUUCAACAGGAUAAACCAGAAAUAUUUGUUGCAGGAGUUCACUUUCUUGAAGCUGCUAAUGCCACAAACUGUGUGAGGGCAAUUUUAGAUUCACUCAAAAUGUACAAUGUACAGUAUGGUGAUGUGCUCUCAGUAGUAACCGAUGCUGCUCGUUAUAUGACCAAGGCUGUUAGUACUCUCGAAGUAAUCCUUGGAGACCAGUUAACGCAUGUCCAGUGCUGGGCACAUAAGUUAAAUCUAGUUGGCAAUGUCUGGGUGAAAGAGUUGCCUGAGUUGAACAAUGCUAUGAGCAAAAUAAAAAAUGUGUUCAACAACACCAGGAAAAGAAGGCACCUGUAUGCUAGCUUUCUUGAAGAAAAGCAUGGAGAGAAACGUCCAUUGUUCCCACUUCCUGUUGUUACUAGAUGGAAUUCCUGGUUCAACAGCGUUUUUUAUGUAGCAGACUACAUACAUGACAUUGUUGAUUUCUGCAAAACAGAUGAACUAAAGGCAACACAAAAUUCAGGGGUUGAGUUUCUGUGUUCACUCACAGAAAAUGACAUUUCUCUCAUUCUUUGUCAAGCUGUCUUUGUGAAAGAGCAUGCCAAGAGCCUUGUAGAGCUAAUACAGAAACUUGAAGGUUCUUUGUAUCCAACUGCCCAUUCACUAUAUGGGGACUUGCAAGGUAUAAAAAAAAAAUUUGAAAACAUCACUCGUGGCAUUUAUUUUGAGGCAACCAGUAGAGCUUUGUCUAACAUGCCCCCCGCUAAAGCUGCUGAAGCUAAAGUGUCCAUCACAAGAACAGCAACACAAGCCCUUUCCAAACUGAACUCUCUCAUGACAACUGACCCAAGUAGAAAGAGAUUUGAAGCAAUUCAAAUUUUUAGUCAGGAAAGUUUGUUGCUUGCUAAAUUAAACCCAGAAAUGGUGCAGAAACUGAAAACUGUCCAUAGUCUCUACUCCAUAAGCACUGAAGAAUUAACAGCUGGUUUUGGUCAGCUUCAGGACAUUGUUACAAAACAAAUGGAAACAGACAAUUCAGUGGACGUAGUGAAGUCAUUGAAUGUAGUAAAGCUGUCACAGCCAUUGUUUGCUUCCAGCUGCCUUGAAGCCAUCUGGAUGCCUUCUGCAAACGUUGACUGUGAACGAUUUUUGUCCUCAUAUAACACAGUCUUAACAGACCGCAGGACAAAUUUAAGUGAGGCUAAUUUGUGUAUCAUGGCUACUUUUGCUUUCGAGAGCUAAAGUUUGAGGAUUUUGUUCCAUGUGUUUAUGUCACUAUUUUAGAGACUUCAUAUUUAUUCUUGCUGGUUUAGGUACUAAAAUAUUUUCAAUUACUGUAUGUAAAAAGUGAUGUGUAAAUUCGAUUGUAAAUUACUGCUGCUAGUGCAACUGUACAAUGCAAGAAUGUGUCCAAAAUUUCAAGGUAUGCUUAGCUUAAUUUUUUUAAUUUAUAGUGCUAAAACUAUUUAAAAAAUAACACCGCUUUUGAUGUAUGAUAACACCACUUUUAAGGGUAAAUAACAACGAAUUUUGCUAUAAAAUAAACCCCAAAACUGCAUGUCUCUACUAAUUACUAUCUUUGUAAAGCUGAAUUUUUUUUUAUAUGCUGUUGUAUUUAUCAUAUUUUACACAAAAAAAUUUGUUUGAGAAUGGUGAUAGUUUAAUAAAAAUGUUGGAGCUUUUGUAAUUUGUUUUGAAAUAAGUAUUACUGUACUUAUGCAUUAGUAUUUUUUUUAUGUAAAAGCUGGAAAGAUAAUUUCUAAUGUUAAUAAAGAAUCUGUAGGGUUAUAUUAGUCAUGAUCACAUGGUUUUUCUAUACAGGUUUCAAUCAUUGGUAUAUUUGUCACACUUGGAUGGUCACAUCUAUAAUAGUUGUAUUUAAAAAAAAAUAAUUUUUUAGUCAAUGAUCACUCCUAAAAACAAUUUUUAAAAUUUAUUAUAUGUGAUGAUCUAGUGCAAUAUGUAUUACUUAAAAGUUAUUUGUUGUAUUUAUUUAAAUUUAUAGUGUUUUUAUUUUUUUUUGCCAUUUAUACUGCAAAAUACCAGAUAGAAAUUUUCAGAACAAUUUAAAGUGUUAUGUAAUACGUAUGUCUUACUUAAGAUUCAAUAGAAAUAAUAUAUUUAGUAAUUUUAACCUUUUUUUUUGUCUAGCUACUGACAAUUAAUAUUGUGGCUGGGCUGUGUAAUACUUGCCAUUUGAAAAUGGUUUUAUUUUAAUUUUACUUCUGCUGAAUACACACACUAUGUAUAGCCUUGUAAUUUUGUAUUCAAAUGGCUGAUGAUUGAGUUUUUGUACUGCAAAGUGUAUAUGGGAAAUACUGUACCAUGUAUAUAUGUAGUUCGUUACCUGUGUUACGUUCAAGUUUAAGCUGAGAGUGAAUAGGACCUGAGGAAUUUAGAUCCAGAAUUGUUUUUGCUUUAAACAUUUUUAAUUAAGUUUGAAAUAUGUAAGUAUUGUGUUAAAAACAUUAGAGAGCUAAUUUGGGUUUGUUAAAAUGAUGUAACUGUAAGAAUAUCUUGUGUACCAUAUAUGAAUUCACUUAUAUGAGUAAAUUGUUGUAUUUAUGUAAAUACAGUCAAUGUUGAUAUUAAUGAAAGGAAAGAAGUAUUUAUGGUGCUGCUCAGUUGUGCAAAUGCUGAGUGCACAUAGGGAUGCCAAGUUGUGUUAGUGUUAGCCUCCAUGGAUGCGUGGGUUCUGAAUGUUACAUUGGCAAGGGUGGCGUGUGCACAGAGGUAGCUGAUGUAGCGUGCCAGUGUGUGUUCCACUUGCCAGAAAGCUAGGUCUCUCCCAUUUUUGUUAUGUUGUUGAGGUUAGCUGGAGAAGACUUCUGUCCCAGCUGGACCUGUUCUCCGUCGCGGGGGCCCUCCCUGUCAUGUUAGCUGUCGUUCUGCCUGUGCCUCGCGGCUGUCGCGCGAAGGUGAUGACUGCUGUGCUUGUUCCUGCUCACUAAACUUUUGCCAAAUGUUUUUAGACGACAGCUGUUCUUUUUUUUUUUUUUUUUAAUUACCGUCCACUCUGCUCUUGUACAUUCCAUAGGUUGUAAGCACCUAAACUCCUAACAGUUAUGCCUGCUAACUAAGUUAUGAUGUGUGAACAUACACUUAGUUUCACUGUUUUGCUUGACGUGAUGUUUUUGAAGAUGUAAUGUGGCUUUAAAAAAUUCAUAUAAAAUGUUUUGUUUGCAUCUUGCCAAACAUUAUACAUUACAUUAGCAAGCACUGUCUUCCAUUCAACAGUCAUUUCUGCUAUAAAGGAACAUUUGGUAGUUUUAUCUAAACUUUCAAUUAGGUUUACUUUGGUAUGCAUAUCAGUACUUUGAAUUGCAGUCGGCAAAAGUGCCUUUAAGUUCAGUAUCACUCAAUCAUUUAGCUAUAAUGUCAUCAAAUGUUUUUUUUUUUAUUUAUGAUCCUUUUCUGGUGGUCAGGAUUGGAAUUACUACUAAUAUAUAGGGCUGGGCCGAUGCCGAUUCCGAUUCUUGAGUAUCGGCCGAUAUUCAGAGUAUCGGCAUCGGCAGCAUCUGUAAAAUAAUUGCCGAUACUUCGCGCCGAUACCUCAGUCCAAGUUCUUAAACUGUGUUACAGCAAAUUCUCUCUUAGUACGUCCCUCUUGUUAACGUACAAUCCAGUAUAAUGUAUAAAGCCACCGGUCUUGAAACGCCAUGCAAAUUAAUAGGCAUAAUAAAUAUAUAACGUACGUUUUUCAAAGCCCUGGACUGUAAUUUCUCGUUAAUACAGUAAGUCCUCGGUUUACGUCGGGGUUACGUUCCUGAAAACCGUGACGUAAAUAGAAACGACGCAAAAUGAGCCAUGUUUCAUGCCACCGGCCGGCCACGGCCCAAGGUCGGACGGAAGCGCUGGCAUACAGACGUGACAACGGGCAAUUUUAUCAGCAAAUUACAACCGACAGCGUGGGAAACAAGUCCAACUAGUACUUCUCAGCUUUAUAGAAUGGUUAUUUAACCAGCUGCUUUAUUACCUUUAUUGAUUGAAAUAUAAAAACAGAUACACCAAUCCCUCACUUAGCACGACUAAUUCGUUCCUAAAAAUGUUCGUGUUAAUCGAAAUUGCGUAUUCUGAAGCAUUAGUCCCCAUAAAUAUAAGGCUAAAUUAUUUAAUGUGUUCCAAGAUGUGUAGGGAAGUAAUCUUUAUAUAAUAUAAAUGCGUAGAAUAAUACUUGAAAAUGCAUAUGUCAUAUCAUUUAUCUUUUUAAGCCUACCACCGAAUACGUUAGAUAAAGAAAACAUGGCACAGUGUAACGGGAGAUAAGUGGUAACAUAUUUACCGUCAGUCAGCAGGUUGGCUUGCCCGCCCAGGCGUGACCUUCAACACGCGCGCGCGUCUGUCUGCCUGCUGUUGCAAGCAGCUGGAUCCUUUGUUAUUACGUUUAAAACUUAACAAAAUUAAAACACUUUUAUGAAAUUAAGAACGGGUUUUAUAUAACUUUAAAACACACAGCCAUAUGUAAACAUUUAAUUUGUUAUGCACACCUCUUAUAAAAGCGGCUAUGUAAACAAAUCAGUUAACAGAUAAACAGAUUUAGAUUUUCCCUAGAGCACAAACAUAACAUUAAAAUACGGGUACACUCCCUAUUUAACGCGGUUGUCGGGGGACAUAACUUUUACCCGCGUUGUUGCAUAACCGCGAUGUUUCGAUGUGACCAAGGUCAAAAGGCAUAAAACACCGCCUGUGUUCUAAUAGGUCGGCAAGCACGCACAGUAUAGACGGCCCGCCUUUGUGCGGACUUUGCAUCCGCAGUUUCCACUAAACACGGGUGAAAAAAUAAAAAUAAUAAAUUUUAAAGAUAAAUAUUAAAUGUUGAAUUGUUUUUAUUUUUCCGCGUGCCGCGCACAGUUUGUCGCACGGCCUACGAGCGCGCCACACGCCGCCAUACACAUGUGCGGCACACAAGCUGCUGCUGCCAGUCUCGUGGUGUUAGCCACAGUAUCUGCUUCGUCAGUGUCCGUAACAAAGUAAGUGCAGUGUGUGCGGUUACACACGAUUCUGUGGUCAAAGUCUUCUAAAAAGAAAGGCCGUAGUGAUACUUCAAACCGAAUAUGAAUCGCAAAGUACCGAGUUUGAUUGACAAAAUAAAAAUCCUAGAUUUACUUACAGAUAGCUUGUCUUUUGUAGAAGCAGGCCGCAGAUACAGGAAAAAAACGAUUCUAGCAUUCGUACAAUAAAAAAUAAAGAAUCGUCUAUCGUGUCAAGUGGUUAAACUUUAUUAUCCAUGCUUACAGUAAAUUAUAAAUGGUCACAUGUGGGAAACAAAAAUUGCGCCAAUUUAAUUUUAGCGCAAUCAGUGACGCCGUAUUAAAAACCGUGUUAAACUUUGUCUUUACUUAUUUCACCAAACGCUGUGUCGAGUUGCUGAGUAUGUGUGGCUCGGAUCGGCAAGUGUUAUAUUCCCCAGCCUCUGUUUAAAGGUCGGGAGACCGCUCCACAUAAACAUUUCCGGGACUUGUUUACUACCUCACGGCAAAAGUGGUACAGUAUGGUUCACGUAAAUAUUGGACCACUGGGAAUUCCUGGGCAAAGAUUAAAAAUACGCUAGCCGAUUUACUUUACUAUUUAAUGUUAAAACAUUAUACCAAAGUAAAAAGAUGAACUUGUAUAAUACAAUGAAUUACCCAAUAAUAUUACGUCUGUAGGUUUAAGUUGUAACAAAACAUUUAUAUACAUAUGUCCAGUAAAGUACCAAUCAAGAUUCUGGAGUGGAAUUUUAAACACCGGACUACCUGAUUUUGCCUUGUACGCAGCGACGCUGCUCAGUCAAGUGACUCAUGCUCUGCCUGUGUGCUGCGUGAACACAUUCCCUCCCCCACUCCCCCUGGUGUUUCUGCCCGCUCUAAUCUCUACCUCUCUCCAUAUUCUCGGCUCGCCUCUACCCCGCGCUUGCCGACAACCAAGCCUAUCCAACAUCAAUCCCCAGCCGAGUCACGCUGGAUGUCGCUGGACGGUGGGCUUUAUCAGGUCCCCUGUCCAAUGCUUCAUUUGUGAGAUAAAGCGACGUUAAGAACUAGUGUUUCAGAAAAUAUCACUGGGCUGGAUUGGACCAUAAUUUGAAAACCCUACAAGAUAGAGGAAUAAUGUACGGAGAUAUCUUGUUUAGAAUUUUACUGCGGACAUUUUCUACGCCUAGGCUUUUUUCUGCCCGAUGCUUAGUUUGUUAGUUACAACGCAAAAUUAUCCUAAUCGGCUGUCAACCAUUUAUUCCAUUAUUAUUAUUCAUUUCUGACUGGGGGACAUGGUUUGACCCGCGAUAUACCCGAUUCUGCGAUCAAUCGGGGCGCGAUAUACCGGGAGUUUACUGUAUGUACAAUAUGUACAUAUACAAAACAUAAAAGUUAGUUAAAUAUUUUCUGGGGUGAAAUUUACACUAUCAUCUUGCUUUUUUAAAAAAAAACGUGUCCAAUUUCAUCUGCUUUGGUUUCUGUACGGUACGGCCUGGUCUGCAGCCGGGCAUCAACGGUAGGGCCUGGUCUGCGGCCGGGCAUCAACAGUACGGCCCGGUGUUUGUUUAUCUGCGUGCGCAUCUCUUUCCCCUCGCAUUCCAAACCACUCUUCCCCCCUCGAAUUCCAUACCUGACGUCGCGUCGUUUCCGAGAUUUUUUUUAGCCUGUGGCGAUUUCGUGCUAACUGAAAUUUACAGACGUGCUAUUCGAGACUAGGGCAGUAAAAUUUACAUCGUGCUAACUGAAUUCGCAUUAAUUGAAGACGUGCUAUGCGAGGGAUUGGUGUAUAUAGUAUAUACUGUAUGUAAUAUAAACGCAUAAUGCAUUCAAAGUGUAAGGAUACAAAGUGGUUUAGCGCUACACAGAUUUUACUUUAAGUCAUUCGCGGGAGAAAACAACUGUUUUCUUUUGGAGGCUGGUAAGAACAAAGUCAAAAGAAAUGCAUACAUACAAUAAAAGUACUAUAAGUAUGACAAACAUUGAGAGCCCUUGAUUUAAAAUAAUCACAUGAAGUAAUAAACACCUAAAAGAGGUUAUACAAUAGCGCGGCGCAAUUCUUACAAUUUACGUACGGGAAUAAUUCUAAUAAAAAUCAAUGUAAAAUAUUUUUCAUGAGAAACACUACUUUAAAUUUACGUCGCAAACAAUAUAAAUUAUAUCAUUUUACGUAACAACGGCACGUUUAAAACUCCGGCCAACUCAAUGAUAUCAUAGCGACUGAAGUGCCAAGGAGUUGGACGAAAAGGGGUAGGAGAAAAUGCUGUGUCGUUGCGGGAAGUAGAUAACACUUCUACGUGCGAGAUACGUGGGUGGCCGAGCGGGCGGGCUGGUAGUAUUGCAUCACCGCGCGGAGAGCAGCGGAUAGCAGGAAGCGUCCCUCAUGAUGUAUGAUAAGAUAAGGCGGUGAACGUGUAGCUUAUGCUACAUAGCAUAAAUUAACUACCGAAGGAAACAAAGAAUUAUAAACGAAUUAUAUACAGUGUUUUGGUUAAAAUAAAGAUUUACAGUCAUUGUAAAUGACGUUAUUGUGAAUCGGCGACAACUUAAAUUGAAACAUGAGUACUCAAACAUUAGCGACGUUAAUCCAAAACGACGUAAAUCGGUACGACGUAAAUAGAGGACUUACUGUACGUAUCUUUUUGCCGAUAUUAUUAUACAAAAUAUUAAACAUUUUCUCAUUUCAUUCCCAAUUCUAUAGCUUUGUUUAACAACAGGUCUUGUGGAAAUUGUUUACAGGCGUUUUCUUUAUUACGUUGAGUAAAAUGGCAGGUGCAGUGCUGGUAACCGUGCGGAUAGAAAUUUCAUUCGUAUAAAAAAAUGUCAGUUUUUUGUGUGAUUGGUGUAGCAACAUAACAUCUAUGCGGAAUAAUCAAGUUAUAAAUAAAAAACGCCUAACUUUUUCAACUAAGAAAAAAACAAUUCGAUAAUAUUUAUCCUACAAAAUACGUAUUUUCGCGUUUGAAUUUGUAGCAAUGGAUAUUGGCCGAUGGUGGCCAUAUCUGGCUAGGUACAUAAAACGUGGAUUAUACGAUGGCCAACGACUACUAAUGCGAUUAUGUUACCGUUUGUUUUCUGUUUCGAUGACCUAACCCAUAAUUUGCUUGUAAACAUAAUUUCAAAUUAACAUAUUUCGCAAUUGUACACAAAUGUAAUACGUAUACAACAUUUAUUUAACAGAUCUAGUGGCACACAGUUUCCGACGCUAGUGAACAUUUUGUGACGUUUCGUGAAGCUUGUUUAAUGGCGACGUGACGACGUGGAUAACUAGUUUAUAUUUUUAUAUUUAGUGUAUUAUGGCAGCAUAUGUAGGUAGGCCUAACCGUAGAAGUUAUGAGUACCCAAAAGCGUGUGGUUAUCAGCAUUGCAAAGUUAUGAAAGACAUUUCUCAAAGGAAAGUUCAAACAAACAUUCUUGACUAUAUGAAAAAAAACUGUAGGUACUGUAUGUUGAACAGUUGAACAUUAUUUUAUAAUUGGGCUUGAAUAUGUCCAGCUAUUAGGGGAAAAAGUACACACAAAAUGCAAAUCCUGCCAAUUAUUUCUCAUGGACUGGUACUGUUCCAAUGCAUGUCAGUGCAUUUGGCAUGUUUAAUUCAACUGUAACAAAAGGUCGUGCAGGAUUUCUAUUUUUGGUAAAUAUGUAGUGUACAGAUUAUCGUCAAAAAUUUUUUUAAAAAUCUGAAAUAACUUUCAUUAUAUGCUCUUUUACGUCCUCUUUUCAUUACAGCCUGCGGAGAUAGGAAAUUCCAAAUACUUAAUAUGAAAUUAAAAAAUACUUUAUAAGUAAAAUAUCCUUUCAUAACACAAACAUUUCUUUGGUUAGUAUCGGCAUCGAGUAUCGGCAUCGAGUAUCGGCAGUAUCGGCCCAUAAGAAUCGCUAUCGGUGGAAUCGGUGAAAAGUGGUAUCGGCCCAGCCCUACUAAUAUAUACUGAUUUUUUUUCCCCUCUUAAAAACCAAAGUUAGUUUGAUACAAAAUUUAGACUGCAAAGUUUGGUAAUUGUAACCAAAUAUUAAUUUUUUCAAUGAAAAAUGGUUUUGGUUCCAUUUAAUCCUGCAAAACUUAUAUUUUUCAUUGUCAUUUGAAAAUACAAAUAUGGUCCAGAAUAUUUUAGCAUUCCUACUAAUAUUAUAAAUAUGAAAGUGUAUUUGUUUGUACUUCUUUCACGCAGCAACGGAGCAACAGUUUGACAUGAUUUUUGCAUGUAAAUAGUUGAUGGACCGGAGAGUGACAUAGACUACAUAUAAUUGUGAAAUUCCAUCCCUAGGGAGUGAAAAAUGAGUAAAUUCAGUUUUAUAAUAGAUAAUCAUAGGAGGUAGGUCAUAGACACACACAAACAGUGCAUUUGUGUCAUUUCUCUAUGUCCGCCACAUGGUCAUUCAGAAGGUCUGGCUACUUCUAGUCUUCUCCUUGGUUUAAUGAAGCUUGCGGCUGCUAGCGAACUAAAGACGCUAAUAACAGUUUUGUUUAGAACUUUGUCAGUAGAUGGCGUUGCCUUGAAUUUGUAACGCGCUAUUGUUUGUUGUGUCCGUCACUUCAUGUCUAAGGGUUACCUGCCUUCCCACAAAAUUAAACUGAAGAUUGGCAUCCGGUGUUGGUGAUUCGAAGCUUUCAUGCACCAAGAUUGUGCAAUCAAUUUUAAAAUCAAAAUUUCCCGUUUUUAAGGUGUAUGUUCUACAGACUUGAAACUUGGUAGUGAUAGUGAUGUUCCUUAAAUAAUGAUUUGUCUAGCCCGGGCAACGCCGGGUACUUCAACUAGUAGUACUAUAAAAACUUUCUUAAAAAAAAGUUUGGUUUUGGGAAAAUAGUUUAAGUGUUGUUUCUGCAUCUGUAUUUAUCUUCCAAUGUUACUAACUUAAAAUAUUAUCUUCCAAUAGUGAUUUAACUGUGACUGGUUAAAGUGCUGUGCCAUAUAUAACUCAAAGUUUUGUCUUUGCAUAUAUAAGGGUUUCAAUGUAAAAAAAAAAUGCUAAGAAGCACUUCACACAAAACACUCACACCAUAGUUUUAAAAAUGUAUUGAUGCUAAAUUUUAACAAAUUAUGAUUUAAAUCUGUUUCCUAGUUAAAUACUAAAAAAGCCAAUGUUCUGCAUUUGUAAUUUAUUAAAUGUAAUGAAACAUAGAAUAUUUCUUUUUUCAAAUGUGUUCAUUUAUAAUCAUCUUAAAUUCUUAAGCUCUGUCAUUAUCAACUUUAUAUUUACUUGCAAGGAAAAUUCAGAGUACGCCUUUUUAAGUAUGUAUUGCUUAAAUUGGAUUUACAUAUUUGUACAUUUAAAAACAAGUCUAUGAACAACAAUCCUGAAUAAUCAAUAGUGGUUUACAUUCUCUAACUAUUAACAAAGGAAAAAAAAAGAUCUAAUUGUAAUUGACUUUAAUUGAUUUUUUAUUAUUACUUUCAUGUAAAGUUUUGUGUCACUGUUCGACCUUUACAGGCUUCCAUAAAUGUUUUUAAAUUUGAACUAAUUGUAGUUGAAUAUUUAAGGAAGCAAAGUUUUGUUAUCACAUAUCCAUUCAUACAGGUGUACUCAUAGCUGCCAACUCUUACGAUUUUCCCGUACAGUGUACGAUAAUUGGCCCUAUUGUACUAUUGUACGAUCAUGUGUGUCUUUCUUACGGAUAUCAUUUUUGGAGUGUGGUUCGUUGUUUGGAUGUACCGUAUUAAUAAACCGCGCACAAUUCUUCGUAAAAUGUGUGCUGAGAAAGCAGGGUGACUGCUUAUUCAAAAUUUAACAACUUUGCAUGGCAACACCGCAUACCACAAGUUUUGUUAAGCUCCAACGUUGGGAAACCUGCUUUUAGUAAUCGAACGACGGACAUGUUGAACGUGGUCACUAGUUAAGAAAAAUUUGUAUUUACAGUCAUUUACGGUUGCUAGUACCAUGGGUGUGUGUUACGAGUGUUUGUCAUAAAAAUAACAAUCAUUGCAAUUUUCAGCAACCCGAAAAAGAAAACAUAUAAUCAAGUGUUUUUAGAAUGUUACAGCGAACAGUAUCCUUGGGCUUCUCGUUCACGAAGUGGAAGUAAUUUUGCCCGUUGUACUACAGUAGAACCCCGAUUUUGCGAACACGGAUUUAACGAAAACAGCGAUUUAACGUAAAGGUUUUCAGGAACCAUAAAAAAACACCAAUUUAUUAAAAUAAUAAUAUAUAUUUCCAAAAAAUUAAAGUAAAUUGUAACGGAAACUUAUUAAAAAAUACACUCUGUGGUGUCAGUAAUAGAAUGGAGGUACUAUAUAUUAAUAUGUACCUUUGCAUCAUCUGUCCAAACAUGAAAAAAUAAAAAAAAUUGUUCAAAUUGCUUAAAAACUCCGGGCGCUGUAACUGAAUUGCGUAGGUGCGUGCCUUUGCGCGCGCCUGGAUAGAUAGACUGUCCGCGACACAUUACGUCAUGAAGGGUUUCUUUGUCCGCAUCCCCCUCCCCCUCCCUUAUCAAUGCUUUACUCACCACGUUAUCUUCCACUCACGCCCGCAUAGUAACAGUGCUAGCCAAUAAUCACACGUUUCCAAAUAUUCCCUUUCCCAUCCUCCAGGUCACACCAAUACGCCAUUAUCAUUAUUCUCAGUAAGAGCUUUGUGCGCGGUGUUUAGUUUUUGGAAUACAUUUUUUAUAAGCGCUGUUCGGACUUAGAUUUUUUGCUUUUCUUCUUGGAUUUUGACUACAGAUUGCGAUUGGAAUUGACUACACUGCCUGUUGACGACCUGCUUAGCUUUUUUAUUGAUACAGUAUAAUCCCACUGAUGCGACCACUCACGGUUUCCGGAAAAACGGACUUAUAAACGGAAUGGUCGCAAUAGAGAUUUCGGGCCAAUUUGUACCCCCCCCCCCCCCCCUCAAAUAUAUCCAAAUAAAUCAAAUACUCGCGCUAAAUGAAUUCGUGUCACGCGAGUUCGGCUAUGCUAGCCGGCUGGUUAUUUUCGUUCAAAACAUGUCGAAGGAACUUGUGUGGAUCAGGUAGAAAACAUUCGGCUAUAAACGAAAGAUAUAAUAACAAUACUAUCCUGAAAUGCUGUGACACGUUUUUGGAGUAGAUAAUCACAGCGACAGACCGACAGGAUGCGCUCCCGCCUUGCCGUCAGAGAUGUUUAUUUUGACAGCUCAAGCAAUUAUCUUUUCCAUGUCCCCUCGCAGCGUAAAAAAAAAAAAAAACAAAAAAAAAAACAGGAAAAAAAAAACACGUUGGAAUGCAGAUGGAAAAGUAACUAUGCAUUAAAUUUAAUAUAUUUACGGCCCUGCUAAAUUUUUCUAUUCAAUAAAAUUCGAGGUAUUAGUGAUUUUUCAGCAGAAACUGCUGUGUGACUAAUAAACAAAUUGUAUCAUAAUAACUUAAACUUAUAAAGUAUUUAUUAACAGCGAAGGACAGUCGUAUAAGCCCAUAAAAAUAUUUAUUUUACCGAGAAUGGACUAUACAACCUGGAUUUUGUCGCACGCGUUGUGGGAGGGGAGGAGGAUGCUGACAGUUUCUCACGCAGAAGGUUGAAAUAAGGGAGGGAAUGUGUUGAAAUGUUAGUUGUUAAAAGGGGAGGGGGUGUUUUUACGUGGUUUGUGGCUCUGGGAGGGAUGAACCUUGAAGAAUUAGCAGGGGAUGGGAGGUAAGCGUCAUGUCACGUAUGACGUCAAGCCACCGCUACCGCCAGCCUGGCCGGACGAGUUUCUUACGCUCUCGCAGAAGCUACCACAGCAGCUUUUCUUGCGUGCGGGCAAGAUAACAUGACAGCUGAGACGGCUUUUCGUGCAUCGACGGGAUUCUACUGUACAUGAAUUUAUUUACUGUUUUUGGAUAUCGGCUUUGUUACGUUUUUUUGACGAUUCGUUUAUGUUACUGGUAUUAGAAUUGGACAAAACUUGGAUACGGGCGGAGGAGCUUUUAUUUUUUUUUUCCCGCUAAGCUCGCGUCAAUUGGCUGGCUGCUGAUGGAAGGUCACGAGUCUGGGCGGAGCGUUGAGUGAGUUAUACUGUGCAUGCGCAGCUCAGCGAACAGAGAGAGCCCGCCGGCGGCUACACCGCGCCGUAACAACAGCUGACCGAGUACAAUUAAUUACCUUUCUCCGCGUACGGCGCGCUAUUGACGGUAAAUUUCUAUCAAUUUGCGGCCUUUUUUUUUUUUAAUUUUUUUACUGUGACGCAAUGUGUUUGUAGCUUGUAUUUGUUAUAAACGGUGCAGGUUGCGACUGUAUUUUAAUAAACUUUAACGUAUUUCUUACACUUCUCAUAAUUUUUUUUGCCUAAUUUUUCACGGUUUCUGAAAAUCUGUACGUACGAACCGGGGGCCGUACGAGCGAGAUCAAAAACGUUUAAGAUGGAAAGUUGACAAAGUCUGAGAUAGCACGGCAGCACAAGAUAUCGGCGUCGACCCUGUCUACGAUAUGGAAACGUAGGGACGCGAUUAUGAGUGCGGGGGUAAUUGAAAAUCGGUAAAUCGGAUUUAACGAAACAUCGAUUUAGAGUAAACAUUUUCGGUAACCAUAGCACUUCGUUAAAUCGGGGUUCUACUGUAUUUGUGCGUGUGACAUAAAUGUUACUCAUGGUGGCAGAAAUGAUCUAAAGGUUCAUGAAGGAACAAAUAAACAUAAAAGAAGUGCUUCGUGUGAUAGCAGUGCAAAUAAAAUAAAUUCCUUUUUCAGCAGCACUCAAAGUGACGAUUACAGUGUGAUUAAAGCAGAAUGUUACUUCACGUCUUUUAUCAUAGAACAUAACUUGCCUCUAUCCGUCGCUGAUCAUGCAGGGCUUUUAUUCAGGAAAAUAUUUCCCAAGAGUGAAGAGGCCAAAAAGUACGUCUUUGGGCGCACCAAAACAACCGCAAUUAUAGGUGAAAUGGCAGCUGAACGUCAAAAUGAUCCUGUAGGUAUUUUGAAAAAUACUUCAUUUUCUAUUGCUACUGAUGGUAGCAAUGAGGAUUCUAAGCUGUAUCCAGUAAUAGUGACAUAUUUGGAUGUUGAAAAUGAUUGCUUUCAAUUGUUUCUUUGGAAGGUGCAGCAACCGGAAAAAAUAUUGGAGAAAUGUUGAUAAGGACUCUGGAAAGCUGUACCAUCCCCAUCAAGAACUGCAUUGCACUGGGUUCAGAUAAUGCUGCAGUAAUGGUUGGGUCCAAAAAUGGUGUUGCUGCUGUAAUGAGAGAUAGAAAUGAAAAUAUCAUUGUUUUGGGUUGUGCAUGUCACUUGUUGCACUUAGCAGCAGAGAAAGGUUCCACAGGACUGCAUGUGAAUGUUGACGAAAUUCUUGUGGACAUAUACUACUACCUAGAAAAAAGUGCUAAGAGAAAAGACAGGCUUAAAGAUUUACAGAAGCUGUGUGAUGAAAAAACCGAGAAAGUUUUAAAGCACAUUUCCACACGGUGGCUUUCGCUUGGUAUAUGUCUUCAAAGGUUAAUGGAUUUGUGGCAACCACUAUUAUGGUUUUAUAAAGAAGAGGUCGACAACAAGUGUGCAGCCCCGUCGUCUUCAUUAAGUUUGUUCAAAAUACCAAAGAAAUGUUCAAGCGGAUUGGUCGAUAUAACCGCUGUUGGUAAAAGUGAUGCCAAAUUUAAAUUAUUGUGUGCUACUACAAGCUGCAACAAAAAAGCUCCUCAAGAUAAAGAUAAAAAUUUAAGUGUGCCUCACAAAGUUGAAAGUAAUUGCAGCAAAAGAUGUUUAGUAUCGUAUGAUUUUCCUACUGGUAAGAAAAUGAAGUCACAUGGUUCAGAAGAAGAAAAAACUACACAAAUGCUCUCUCAGCAAGAAAGGGUUUUCAUGUUCCUUCGUCAGACCUAAACAAGGCCAUUUGUUGGUUUUUAGUAAAUGUGAUACCAGUGUUUGACAAGACUAAUAUAAUUUUGCAGUCACAAACACCUCACAUACAUGUUUUAAAGGACUUUUUAACUGAAAUGUUAAAAGAAUUGCUUUUAAAAUUUGUAAAGCCAACUGUAAACAAAACAACUCCAAUACUAGAUACAAAGUACAGUAUUGCAACAAAUCAGAAGACAUGAAUAUCUUGUGGGUUGUAAUGCAUCCAAACUAGUGGAUUUAUUAGAACCAUCUGACAAAGCAAAGUUUUACACAUCAGUGAGAAGUUUUUUUUACAUUAUCAUGUGAUUACAUUGUACUGAAGUUUCCCUUAAAAAAUGACAUUUUAAAGCAUGCAGAAGUGGCUAAUUUAAAGAACAUUGAGAGUUCUUCAUUUUCGUCACUAAAAUUUUUUGUCAACAAGUUUCCGACAUUUCUCCUUGUUAAGGAUAGUGAAACCCCUGAAGAAGCAUUGGACUUACUUCAAGAACAGUUUUCUGUGUUGCAGGCAGAUAAUGGCAUUCCUUUUGAAUCCACGGAGGGUAUGGAUUAUCUGUGGUGUUCAGUUGGAAAUAUGAAGAGGGUUGAUGGUAGUUUAAAUUAUGAUAGAGUUGCACAUGUAAUGCUUUCAAUAUUGGUCAUACCACACAGCAAUGCUGAGUGUGAGAGGGUUUUCAGCAGUGUUAAAAAGAACAGAACAAUAUUUAGAGCAUCGAUGUCACACCAAGUGCUGAACAAUAUAUUGUUGGCAAAAUCUGAUAAGAAGUGUUAUGAGCAAGAAUUUCAACAACAGUUCCUGAAGAAAGCUAAAGCUGCCACGUACAAAACGCUGCAGAAGGCAGAAUAAUUAAUACCUACUUUUCUUUAAAAACCACCCAGAUGAACAAGGUUAGUUUAACUGAAAACAAUAUUUUUAGUAAAUAUUUUUCUAUUUUGUUUAGUGUUAAACAAAACAAUAUUUAAAAAAUUGUACUAUUUUUCAUUUUCACAAGUUGGCAGCUAUGUGUAUUUUUUAGCCAAAAAUAAUAUACAAACAAUUUAAUUUAAAAUAGGUAGGUUUUAUAACAUAGGUACCCACUUCAUAUGUAGGAGUGCUAGUUUUAGCAGGUGAUGAAAUCAGUGCGGGAUGUAAGGACGGGAGAGUUGCAUCAACCCAGAACCUUCACUCAUGUCUUGAAGCUAGCUCUAGGAACCUGUGAUUGCAUCAACAUUUAAUAUUGUCAAUUAUUAACAUUUCUUAAGGCUACCGAACCAAAGUGAACUUCAUAAGAUGCAUUUAAUUGGCAGAUACUGAGAUGCUUCUUUCUUUGAUUAGCUGUGGUAUUUUUUAUGAUAAUUGACAAAGGCAGUUUGAGAAAGUUGUGCAUUAUCUCUCCUUGUUUGUUUAUUUGUACACAAGGUGAGAAAAGAAUGUUGCAAAACGCUGGAGAGUGACGACCAUGGAAUUUCACACUUGUGCCCAUGUUAAAAUGGUGUAAAAUACACGGAAGUGUAAAAAGUUGUAGUAAGAAAGUUAAUAAAAUGAGAGUUCUUUUUUUAAAAAAAAAUUUUGAGAAGAGAUAUUUUUGAGUGUGGGACAAUUAAUAAAAUUGAUGUUGGUUUGUAUAUUUCCUGCUGAAAGUCUUAUUUUAAAUAAGGCCAGAAAAGUGUGCAAGUCAUCUUGUUCUACAUAACUGUGUGGUUCAUUUAACUUGGACCUUCUUAAUAGCAUUGCAUUCAAGCGAGAAUGUACAUUAUAGCAGAGAUGACUGUUCCCCAAAUAAGUUAAAUGCAAGUUGUACCAUUUUUACACCUUGUGACUUUUCAACUUGUGUGUGUUGAUAAAUGCAGCCUCUGCACUUGCUUGUUAAGUUUUGUAGCCUGAUUAGAGAGCAGGUCACUUCGUAAAGUUGCAGGAGAGUCAAAAUUACACCAUUGGUAGGCUUUAAUGUAGCCUACAGCAAAAUGAUUUACAAUUUAUAUGUUGGUAAGUUUCUUGUGUUGAAAAAAAAUCAAACGGUUGCUCAUCAUGAGCUCCAUUCCAUGUGUGCAUUCGUUUUGUGUUGGAAUGUUCAAAACCAAAGAAAUAAUAAAUUAUAAGCUUAGGAAAUUUUUUUAACUAAUCUGUCUGCCAAUGAAGUGUAGCUGAGCCAAUUUUUGCAAAUUCUUGCAUAACAAUUGAUUGAAUAAAUAACUAGGCUGAUGAACUGUUACUACUGUUACAUUGUGUAUUAGAUAGACAAUGCUCCUAAACAUUUAUGAAGUAAAAAUAAAACUUUGUAAUUUAGCUUUGGAAUCUGUAUUAACCUUUGUGCUUCUCUGGUCAAAUUAAUUCAUAUUUUAUAAUAAAAACUGAAUAUAGAA